UUGAAUCAACCAUAUUUGCCUCAACAAAAAACAAAUAAAAGUAGUUACGAAAUCUGUUCUUUUCUCUCUCCACUGCAAAUAUGGCUUUGAAGGCUGUUCACGUCUCCGACGUUCCCAAUCUUGAUGCCACAUUGGCUCUCUGUCCCACUCUCUUCUCUAAUGAGAUUGAAGGCGAUGUUGGUGAUCAUGGUACGACGUCGUUCGAGCUGCCCAACAAGUUUGUGGUGAUGGGACACAGAGGGAGUGGAAUGAACAUGUUGCAAUCGCCUGAUCGGAGAAUGAAAGCCAUCAAAGAGAAUUCAAUUCUCGCCUUCGACGCUGCCGGAAAAUUCGCCCUUGACUUUAUUGAGUUUGAUGUUCAGGUCACAAAAGAUGACUGUCCAGUCAUUUUCCAUGACAGCUUCAUCCUCACUAAAGAAAAGGGUGCAAUAACCGAGAAAAGAGUUACAGAACUCACUCUAGUGGAGUUUCUUUCCCAUGGACCCCAAAAGGAGCCCAAAAUUGUGGAAAAGCCUCUAUAUAGAAAAACUAAAGAUGGGAGAAUUUUCGAAUGGAAUGUCGAAACCGAUGCUCCUCUAUGCACAUUGCAAGAGGUUUUCCAGGAGGUGGACCAUUCAUUGGGUAUUAACAUUGAAUUGAAAUUUGAUGAUAACAUAGUCUACAAAGAGGAAGAACUAGUGAAUGUUCUUCAAUCAAUAUUGAAGGUGGUCUUUGAGUAUGCCAAGGACAGGCAUAUAAUUUUCUCAAGCUUUCAACCAGAUGCAGCCCAACUGAUGAGGAAGUUGCAGACCACCUAUCCUGUGUUUUUCCUCACUAACGGAGGAUCUGAAAUUUGUGUGGAUGUGAGAAGGAAUUCUUUGGAUGAGGCAAUAAAUCUCUGCUUGGAAGGUGGCUUGCAGGGUAUUGUUUCUGAGGUCAGAGCCAUCUUAAGAAAUCCAGGAUCCAUAACAAAAAUUAAAGAAUCCAAGCUUUCCCUCCUAACUUAUGGUCAAUUGAACAAUGUGCCGGAGGUGGUAUACGCGCAACAUUUGAUUGGUGUCGAUGGUGUAAUCGUUGAUUUGGUUCAAGAGAUCACGGAGGCAGUGUUGGAUUUCAUCAAACUAGCCAAGGAGGGUGAAGGGAGUUUGUUUCGAGACAAAGGAGAAAUGCGAGGAAAAACAAAGCUCCAAUUCUCACAGCAUGAGCCCUCAUUUCUUUUGAAGCACAUACACGAGUUGAUAAAGUCCUGAAGUCAAAAAAUACAUUAUUGGGAUGUGGCCUAAUAGUACCUCCUUUUCUUUUAAAGUGAAAGGCAGGGUUUGGAAGUUUUUCCAAUAGUGUUGUGAGAGUAGCGUUGUGUUCAUUUAUUUUAUUUUUUUUUUGAAGUAGAUGUUUACUUAAACAACCUCCUCAAAUGAAUACUCUAAUCCUUCAUGAAAACUUUUUAAA
Cornus florida is the source of this 1428-nucleotide messenger RNA. Its product is annotated as glycerophosphodiester phosphodiesterase GDPD1, chloroplastic-like. NCBI's taxonomy places the organism in Eukaryota, Viridiplantae, Streptophyta, Magnoliopsida, Cornales, Cornaceae. Gene Ontology annotation, molecular function: phosphoric diester hydrolase activity. The coding region runs from base 81 to 1229 and encodes 382 amino acids. The transcript has 8 exons. Gene Ontology annotation, biological process: glycerophospholipid catabolic process. The record is from RefSeq and is a predicted model, not a curated record.